AUGACGGGCGGCUUCCACCCACAUGGUCUUGGUCUUGGCCACGGUCACGGUCACGGUCACGGUCACGGUCAAGGCCACGUCCAGCACGGCGGCCACUAUGGAGUUCACGCACAGAGCGCCUAUGGGAGCGCGGUCCACUCGGGCUUGACGUUCGGUCGGCCGCUACCAAUCCGCGCCCCGGUCCUCCCUCCCGCCUUUAACCACCAACACACUGGCCAGCACCAGCACCAACACACUGGCCAGCACCAGCACCAGCACCAGCACCAGCACCAGCACGGCCGCACCUCCACGUUCAGCAUGGCGGACCCCGCGUUCAUGACCGCCGAAGAGGAGCAUGCCUACAUGCAGAAGCUGUCGAGCGAAUAUGAGCCCGAGGCCACUGGUCCGCUGGUCGGCGAGCGCCAGAGCAGCGCUGCCAUCACCACACAGUAUGCCAACGCCGAUCCUGUCUACAGAAUCAAGACGGCCGCCCUGCCCGGCAAGUAUGCCUACUUCCGCACCUGUCGCGGCGACGGCCACUGCGGAUGGCGAGCCAUUGCCUUUACCUACUUUGAGGCUUUGCUGCGCGUGGGGAGCGCUGAGAGAAUCGACGACGAAGAGGCUCGUCUGAACUCCAUGGGCAACCUGCUCGAGCACAUUGGCUACUCGCGCGACAUCUGGAUCGACUUUGCUGAUGAGGCCUUUGAGCUGCUGCGCAAGCUGGCCACCUCUGUGCAUGCCAUGGAUGGCGGUGCUGCCGACAUCCUGCUCCACUCCUUCAACGACAUGGGCAUCUCCAUGGCCAUCAUCACCUACUUCAAGGCAAGUCCGCUCCUGGCCAGCGCCUGGGUCCAGUCCCAUGCAGAUGACUUUAGACACUUCGUCCCCAUGGGCGAUGUCAAGGCUUACUGCGCCAACAACAUCGAGCCAGCGCAGUGCGAGGCCGACAACAUUGGCGUGGCUGCGCUUGCAGACGCCCUCGUCAAGCCUGCUGGCUUCGGUCUCGAGGUCUGGUAUCUUGACCGCUCCCCCGGCGAGGAGAUCAACCGCAGCUACUACGCAGAACCCUCGGAUCCCAUCCAUGCUCCCAUGCUGAGGCUGCUCUACAGGCCUGGCCACUACGACAUCCUCUACAAGGCCGAGGAUGUCCCUUCGCCAAUCCACCACCAGACUGUUGUGCCGCAACCCCCACUUCAAGUCAACUUUACCAACUUCGCAGACGAGUUCUUGCCCCAGGCCUCCAACUUCGGCGACGUCAUGAGCAUGCUUCCAGGUAUGGGCCGCCCAGGCCUCGGAGGCUGGGCUUCACUCUCGUAUGACUGCAACCCGAGUUCCGCCUCGCAGCCUCAAGUCACACCCGUUCAACCCUUCCCAAGCGCCUCCAUGUCUGCACCUCCUAUCACGAGCUCCCUGGACUUUGUUACACCGAUCCCCAGCAGUCAAGCAAACCAGUACAAUGCACCGCGUCACCACAGCAUCCAGCUCGACCAGCCGCCAAUCACGCUCCCGAUGCACCCUGCACCGCCGCCCGCACCUCCUGUCAGUAUUGAGAGAAGUGCACCCCUUGCUGUGGAAAGAGGCGGACCUUUCAGGCCAUCCAUGUACGAGUUGGAGCCAAAUUUUGGCUUUUCAAGUCAAGCGCAACCUUUUCAGACCUCGAUAUUUCGCAACUCGCAUUACAACACGGCGCAUUUUAUGAAUCCAGAAUUCCAACCUGAGGAGUGGUGCCCGGACGGAGAAUAUGCGACCGGCAAUAGAGGUCGCCACAAGCAUCCAUCCUAG
Molecule: messenger RNA, 1761 nt
Organism: Ascochyta rabiei
Lineage: Eukaryota; Fungi; Ascomycota; Dothideomycetes; Pleosporales; Didymellaceae
Product: Ubiquitinyl hydrolase 1
Exons: 6
Coding region: 1-1761 (586 amino acids)
Biological process (GO): protein K48-linked deubiquitination
Cellular component (GO): nucleus
Molecular function (GO): ubiquitin binding; cysteine-type deubiquitinase activity
Source: RefSeq, a predicted model, not a curated record